GUAUUCUCUGCUUACGUAGCGUGGUCCGUUAACUCUGAGACUCAAUUCUCCAGAACAACAACUCGGACAUGGGAGGAACAGCAUCCACACCCUUUCUUGACAGACCAUGGAGGGAAAUAAAGUGGGGAGACAAAGCCGGUGUCCUGCAGUCUGUGAAGGAUUAUAGACCCCUUAAUGAAGGCCAGAUCAUCAGGAUUCUUCUUUAUGGGCCGUCUGGAGCAGGAAAAUCGAGUUUCACCAACACUGUCCAAAGUGUCUUACGUGGUCGAAUGUACGCACAGGCCUUGACAGACAACACCACUGGUACAACUUUCACCAAAAAGUACAGAACCUACAGGAUUGAAAAACAAGAUGAGUCUUUUUACCCGUUUGUCUUCAAUGACAUCAUGGGCCUGCAGUCAAACCAUGGAGUCCUUGUGGACGAUGUCAAAAAGGUUUUGAAGGGACAUGUGAAGGAUGGUUACAGGUUCAAGCCUGAUGCUGAGAUGGAAGCUGGUGAUCCAUUCUACAUUCAAAAUCCAAUCGAUAAUGACAAAGUGCACGUUCUGGUUUGUGUGUUUGAUGCUGGCAGUGUAUCCAGGAUGGUACCAGAGAUUCGGCAGAAGAUCAAGGACAUCAGAGCAGCAGCGAGUGAGCUGGAGAUUCCUCAAGUUGUUGUUCUAACCAAGAUUGAUCAAGCCUGUCCUGAAAUCAAUAAAGAUUUAAAGUGUGUCUACAAAGACAAAGCCCUGAAGGAGAAGAUUGAGGAGUUCAGUGCAAACACAGGAAUCCCGAAGAACUACAUCUUCCCAGUGAAGAACUACUCUGAGGAAAUUGACCUCAAUGAUGACAUUGACUGUCUGAUCCUGAGCGUGCUGGGAAACUUGAUCAACUUUGGAAGAGACUGCAUCAAGUUUCGUGCAAAUCAGUCCAUCAGUGACGACUGAUAUGAAUUAACAGCAUUUAAAUACUUCAUGUUAUCAGAAAAAUAACUCAACGCUUUAAUCGUUAAGAUUUCUUCUACUGGCUACCAAUAAUUUUCAUUUCUACUUCAACCAGCUUCACUCACCAACUUCCUCUGUUUUUUUUCCAUCAGGUUUGUUCUUUAGCAUAUUUCUCUGAGAAACCUCUGUCAGAUGUAUGUGUUCUUAAACUGCUGAAUUGAUCUUAACUUGAUGAAUACCAUGAGAAAGCCUGAGUCUGUUAUUUUUCCUAAUUAGCAUAAAGAAAGCUUAUGCAUGACUGUAGUGCUGCAGUAAUAGAUUCUUUUUGUAGUCGAGUACUCUAUCAAUUCUUCUGAUGAUUAAUUGAGUACUCUAAUAAGAAAUAUUGCAUUUUUUAAAUCAGUUACUUUGGCUUUUUCAAGAGAAGUAGAACUAGUAGAACUCAACAAAUGAGAAAAGAAGCCUGGUCCCUUAAAUGAACUACUUCUUUGUUAAAAGUUGUUAUGAACAGGUUCUCUAAAGAAAAUAUAUUUUACAAAGUGCAAUGAAGUUCUGAUGACAAUUUACAUUUCUUAAAGUUACAAGGAAAGAAAGUUAAAUAAUUACAUUAGAUUAUGCCAUAUUUGGGUUUUUAGGGAUCCUCUCCCAGGAUUUUUUGGCUGCCAACACUUGUUGAAUCUACUAAAUCCCAAAUUUCUUCAAUAGGAUUCAAAUCCGGACUUUGACUUGGCCAGUCCAUCAGUUCCAGUACUCCAGAUUCCUUUUACCUUGGUCAAAUAGUCUCUA
Cheilinus undulatus (humphead wrasse) is the source of this 1709-nucleotide messenger RNA. Its product is annotated as interferon-induced protein 44-like. The coding region runs from base 69 to 926 and encodes 285 amino acids. Lineage: Eukaryota; Metazoa; Chordata; Actinopteri; Labriformes; Labridae. Gene Ontology annotation, molecular function: GTP binding. The record is from RefSeq and is a predicted model, not a curated record. The transcript has 8 exons.